Sphaeramia orbicularis (orbiculate cardinalfish) is the source of this 4431-nucleotide messenger RNA. It is a transcript of the gene gab1, whose product is annotated as GRB2-associated binding protein 1. Gene Ontology annotation, biological process: signal transduction. The record is from RefSeq and is a predicted model, not a curated record. The coding region runs from base 534 to 2807 and encodes 757 amino acids. Gene Ontology annotation, molecular function: signaling adaptor activity. Lineage: Eukaryota; Metazoa; Chordata; Actinopteri; Kurtiformes; Apogonidae. The transcript has 13 exons. Gene Ontology annotation, cellular component: cytoplasm.
UUAGGGAAAGACGGAGCCACCCUGUCAAUCACAAUUAAGGAACCAUGGGAGUAAACUGGUAAGGAAGGUCCGCGGAACCAGUGUGUUUACGGUGAAGAUUGUUUUCAUUUGCCUAAAGACGACAAUUAUGCACCGGUACACUUUGGGACAUUUACACCUGAUCUCCAACUGGGAAUCGCUCCACUUUGACGGGAAUUAGCAUGAGGCGUCACAUAUAACAACAAAACUUAGCGAGUUUCUGUCGACUGCGCCUAUUUUUUGCCCCCACAGCGCUCCAGUUGAACAAAAUACACAAGUCACCGUUGAUAUUUGUACAACAGGCGGUGCCGCGGAGGUUUAUUCCACUCCAAAGUCAGGAUAUAGCCGUUUAUUUGACUACAACUCGUGGAAAAUCUGGUCUGUGCAUUUCAGGGAACUGCUUUGUCGGUGAGGCGACUUUCGAAGGAGGAGUGACGGUAUAAGGAGACACUCCCAAAAACAAAACGAAGCCAAAUAUCAGUCUCCGCUCAAAUUCCAGGGAGAAAGGAGCAGAUAUGAGUGGGGGAGACGUGGUGUGCUCGGGGUGGCUCAGAAAGUCUCCUCCUGAAAAAAAGUUGAGACGUUACGCAUGGAAGAAGCGGUGGUUUGUUCUUCGCAAUGGCCGUCUGACAGGCGACCCAGAUGUGUUGGAGUACUACAAGAAUGACCAUGCCAAAAAGCCCAUCCGCGUGAUUGACCUCAACUUGUGUGAGCAGGUGGACGCUGGGCUGACAUUUAAUAAGAAGGACUUGGAGCACAGCUUCAUUUUCGACAUCAAGACCAUUGACCGUGUCUUCUACCUCGUGGCUGACACUGAAGAGGACAUGAAUAAGUGGGUUCACUCCAUCUGCGAGAUCUGUGGUUUUAAUCCCACUGAUGACGGUAAGAAGGAGGCAGCAAAAGCCGCUUCGCACUCAGCCGCAGGAGGCCUGGUGGUGGACACGCCCCCACAACCAGCGCUGGGUAAUAUUAUUGGUCCGGCAGCAGCAGUGCUUUCCAAUGUGCCCCCUCCAUACCAGCCUGUCAGUGUGCGACACCUGGACUCUCAGUCCAGUUCAGAUGAGCCGCAGGAUUAUCUGUGGCUAGUCAACUGUGAGAGCAAAAAGCCCGAUCCCAACAGAGCCCAUGCUGAGUGUUCCAAGUCUACCUCCUCAGAGACAGACCUAAACGACAACCUCCCCUCUCACCGCACGCCCACAUCCUCCACCUCCUCAGCCAAACACACCUCGCACAACGGCUUCUUCCCACAGCACCCGGGCCCAGCCUCCGCCUCUUUCAUCUACGAUUCACCUCCAUCGCGCGGUGCCUCCCUUUCAACCGACGCUGGCCUCUAUCACCUCCCACGCAGCUACUCGCAAGACACUGUGCUGCUCCCAAAGUCUGCCUCGUCCCCUCCGGCCCAUCCAGACAGCGGGGAUACCGAGCUCUAUACCUUCAACACGCCGUCACGGAAGCCCUCUAUGGAGACACAAAUGCGCAACCUUUCUAUCAGUUACGACAUCCCACCUACACCUGGUGCAAACUGUACCUACCAGGUGCCCCGUACAUUGUCGUCUGCAACAGGGGCGGGGGGCUCAGAAAGUGGGGGAGAUGUGGUUCCACCUCCUAGGCCACCCAAACCUUCGCUCACUUCGACCUCAGGACCCCCUCCGCCCCCUGCCGAGCGCUCACCUACGGACACCUAUUGCGUGCCCCGUUCAGCCUCAGAAACGGACGGCAACUACUGUGUGCCUACUGCUGCUGGGAGCAAGGCACUACGCAGCAACACUAUUGGCACUGUGGACUGUUCACGCCUACGCAAAGAUUUUGGAUCACAGGACUGCUAUGACAUUCCGAGAUCAUUCCCCUCUGACAAAAGCUGCUCAUUUGACUUCAAUGAAAGCUUCAAUAGCUACUUUAAAAACAAAGGAAUGAUGCCACUGGGUAGCCAGUCCACUGAAGAGGUAGACCAGAACUACGUACCCAUGAGUGCCAACUCCCCGUCGCACCAUCACUCAGGCAGUUUGUCAGAGCCUAUGCAUGAACCAAACUAUGUACCCAUGACCCCAAGCACCAUGGAGUUCUCCUCGCUGGGAAAGCAGGUCCCCCCGCCCGCCCACAUGGGCUUCCGCUCCAGUCCCAAGACCCCUCCUCGCAGGCCUAUGCUAAGUGACUGUCAACCUCCGCCUGUGGACCGAAAUCUCAAACCUGAUCGCAAAGGUCAGAGUCCUAAAAUAAUAAGAGCAAAAGGUGUCGGUUUAGAGCGAACCGACUCUCAAACCGUAGGUGAAUUCCCGAGGGGACGACGCAAGGGAAAACCAGCGCCACUGGAGAUUAAACCGCUGCCAGAAUGGGAGGAGCCCUGCACACCUGUCCGAUCGCCAGUCACACGGUCAUUUGCUCGGGAUCUCUCUAGGUUUCCAAUGCCAGCGAGACCCCCGUCAGUGCAUAGCACGGCCUCCAGCACUGACUCAGAGGACUGUGACAACGAGAAUUAUGUAGUUAUGUCCACAGAUGAACCAAACAUGAAGCUUGUUGCGCCCAUGACAGCAGACGGUGGGAGCAGCCCCAUGGUUAAGCCAAAGGGAGACAAACAGGUGGAGUACCUGGAUUUGGAUCUUGACUCCGGCAAGUCGACCCCACCUAGAAAGAUGAAAAGUAAUGGAACUGGCAUGGCGGUGUCAGAUGAACGUGUUGACUAUGUGGUUGUGGACCAGCAACGGACACAGGCCCUGAAGAGCACCCGGGAGGCCUGGAACGACGGCCGCCAGUCCACAGAGACAGACACCCCCUCCAAAGGACCCAAGUGACCACGUUGUCCCAAACGUCCAACCGACCCCACAAGCCCUGAACCACUGAGCCUCGAACACAAGUGAAGGCUUCGGUCUGUGCUUUGGGACAGUCCAGCUGUCACGUUCCACCUCAGUGAGAUCCUAAGUGUCUAGAGGCCAGUGGAGCUUCAUGGCCACUCAACUGUCUUUAGUUUACACUGCCCGGGGCAGCACUGUGCUUACCGUUACGAGUAGAGUGGGUGUGGGCCAGGAAUAAGCUGUAUCCAGUGUGGAAGGACUGGACAAGUCUUCGGGGUUUGACUUAAGCAGAGACUCAUGAAUAUUCACUGCCUCCUUGAUCAGAUCAGAGUAAAUGUUUUCAUUCUGUUGUUCACCUUUCAGUGGCCUCUGGGUGGAUCCAGAGUUAACGUUUCCUUAAAUUAUAAUGCUGUUUGAUGUUUUGGAGUGAAAGUAAAAUCGCUCAAUAACACGAUCAGUUGACACUUCACUUGUGGGAGUAACUAGUUAUCAGUGUCUACAAUGUCGUUGAUCACAGGUCAGUUUUACGUCCCCACUAACAGACCAAAGGUAUGAUGAAUGACUGAUAACUUACUCCAGGUCUGAGUCCAAGGAAAAGUCCAAACCCGAUCCUUAACCCAAGUCAGUGUGACAGGUUCAUAGAGGAUUUCAUGCCUGCAAGUUCAUUUUUACAUGUAACCUAAUGCUCAUUUAAGUUUUGGAUUCACUCAAGGUUCAGUCCAAUGAACAUGAUUUGAUUUCCAUCCGCUCUGUAAGUGGAAGUGCUUCAAUCUGUCAUAAUGGAAGUGCAAAGACUGUACAAAAGUAUUAUGUAUAUAAACAUGAAAAGUGUUCUUUAUUUGUACGGAAUUUCCAGUGUGUUUGGCUCGAAGGCUGGUGGAUUCUGCAGGGUAGAAUCCUGUGCCUGUCUUAGGUGGUAUCAGGACUAAUGAAUGAAUUACUGUGAGUUUUAAUAGAACGUGACAGGUUUUCUAUAAGUUAUGCAAAGGUAUCAAACUUAGGCUAGAGAGAGAAAAUCAGGUACUCUUCUUAAAUGCAUACUAAUACAACUAUCCAUUUCUAAUUUAUUUUUCGAGUUAUUUCAUUAGGUGGAUGUCCUGUUCACUUUUAGCUCAGUAUUCCUUAUUGCUAUUACAGGAACAUGUGCUGAAGUCCGUUGAAGUGCUUCGUUUGACAAGCACCGGUCAGUUAGUUUCACAAGUUCAUUGGUAUUCCUCAUUUCUCUCUCCUCUUAGGUUUAAUUUAUUUCAGAUUGAACUGGCGUACAGUUUUGGGAAAACGAUCGCGUCACGUCAUCAAUUUGAUCCAUCUUUUAUGGACAGUGAGAAAUUCUUAACGUGUGCAUAGAUCUUUGCUUUACUAACCUGUCCGCUGUCACUCUGAAGUCCCAAGCAUGUGCUACCACCACAUUAAAUGAUCGCUGUACAUACGUUGCCAUCGAUUAGAUAACAUGUAUCAUUCGAAAAACGUGCCUACUAAGUCAUCUUCAUUCUAUGUCACUCUUUCCUAUUUGCAGUUCCUUUGUGAUAUGGACUGCAAAGCUGAUGAUGCUUUAUCUUUUUUAAUGAAUCUUGACAGAAAAUGUAAAUUUUAAAAAGUGGACUAAAUAAAAACCAAGCUCUUA